AUGGGGAAGAUUGCUGCCCUAAGUAGGCUGAUUUCUCGAGCAACUGAUAGAUGUUUACCUUUCUUCCGUACCCUCAAAAAAGAGUUUGAAUGGACACCAGAAUUCUCCUUAUCAGUAGUAAGUUCAGCUCUAAUUCGAAAGGAAGAUGGGGUUCAGAAGUCGGUGUAUUACACAAAUCGGGCACUUAGGGGUGCCGAGGAAAGAUAUCCCAAAAUGGAGAAAUUAACAUUUGCAUUAGUCAUGUCAGCUAGGAAACUCAGGCCUUAUUUCCAAACUCAUAAGAUAGUGGUAUGGUCAAUAAGUGGAGUAGGGUUGAUCAUCAUCUCCCCAGAAAGAGAAAACAUUGCCUAUGCCCUUCGGUUUGACUUCAAAGCAACAAACAAUGAAGCAGAAUAUGAGGCCCUUAUAGUUGGGUUAAAACUGGUAAAAGUCCUUGGGGUGGAGCAACUCAUAGCAUACACAGAUUCUCAAUUGAUAAUCCCCCAAGAAGAAAAUGCAAAUGCAGAUGCUCUAGCUAGAUUGGCUACCGUGUUAGAUCCGAAGGUGAAUAGGGCAGUACCAUUAGAGUACCUGGAUAAGCCGAGUAUACUUCAAGAAGUUCAAAAGGAGGGAAUGGACAUUAUAGGUCCAUUGCCCAUGGGAAAGGGCCAAGUCCAGUAUGCUAUAGUGGUUAUAGACUACUUCACCAAGUGGAUAGAAGCUGGGCCACUAGCAAGUAUUGCUGAGACGAGCAUAAGAAAAUUUGCUUGGAGGUCAAUCAUUAACAGGUUUGGAAUGCCAAGAGUGCUUGUCACAGAUAAUGGAAAGCAAUUUGAUUGCACAAAGUUUAAGGAUUUUUGUGCUCGACUGGGGAUAAAAAACCGCUACUCAUCACCUGGACACCCUCAAGCAAAUGGUCAGGCUGAGGUGGCGAAUAAAUCGAUACUUCAAAUUAUAAAGAAGAAGCUUAAGGAUAAAAAGGGAACAUGGCCUAAAGAAUUUCCUAGCGUGUUGUGGGCUUAUCGUACAACAGCGGAAACCCCAUUCCUAUUGGUGUGA
Messenger RNA from Cornus florida, 1038 nucleotides. RefSeq lists its product as uncharacterized. The record is from RefSeq and is a predicted model, not a curated record. The coding region runs from base 1 to 1038 and encodes 345 amino acids. Gene Ontology annotation, molecular function: RNA-DNA hybrid ribonuclease activity; nucleic acid binding. Gene Ontology annotation, biological process: DNA integration. The transcript is spliced from 6 exons. NCBI's taxonomy places the organism in Eukaryota, Viridiplantae, Streptophyta, Magnoliopsida, Cornales, Cornaceae.